Messenger RNA from Onychomys torridus (southern grasshopper mouse), 2680 nucleotides. RefSeq names its product MLV-related proviral Env polyprotein-like. The transcript has 2 exons. Lineage: Eukaryota; Metazoa; Chordata; Mammalia; Rodentia; Cricetidae. The record is from RefSeq and is a predicted model, not a curated record. Bases 247 to 1104 code for a protein of 285 amino acids.
UUGUCUCUCUCAAUGCGCUGGGUCUCCUCCUCUCUCGCCCCCAUUGGUCUUUUAGGAGGUGCCUCCUCAGGUUCUCCCAAAUAACCUGGCCUGCUGGACGGGUCAAGUGGCGCCUCAACGUGGGGCCUGAGGCACGGUGACCUGCCGGACGAGGGACAAAAGAGGACGUCCUGGAGAUUCAAGGUAGAGACCGCAUCGCUCGUGCCCCCUGGGAAGUCUUGAGGUGUGGUUGAAGCCUCCUACAGAAUGAGGAAUUCUGCCCUUACCUGCCUUAUCACGUGGCUCGCGCUGAUACCUGCUGUUGACACCAAUCCCAGCCCUCAUCUCUCAGUUCAACAAACCUGGCUUAUUGUGAACCCCAAUACUGGAACCAUUGCCAAUUCUACCUCCUCUAGUACAUUCCCAAAAGGGGCAUGGUUCCCAGACUUGUAUGUAGACCUUUGUGAUAUAGUGGGAGGAGACUGGGAUCCCUCUGACCAGGAGCCCUUCCCGGGGUAUGGCUGUUCCUCCCCAGGGCAACGUCAUAGUACCAGGAAUCAGAGAUUUUAUGUCUGCCCUGGACAUGGUCGGUCCCAGGCCCAGUUAAAAAAAUGUGGAGGCCCAGGGGAUGGCUUCUGCGCUGCCUGGGGGUGUGAAAGCUCCGGUCGUAUCUGGUGGUCUCCCCCUGUAAAAGAUGACCUCAUCAAGGUCGAGGCUUGGGAUCGGGACAUGGUGGGUACAGGCAAAUGUAAUGGACAGCCCUGCAGACCCUGUUAUGAUUCUUCUAGAUGGCCUAACAGAUCAUGGACCACUCAAGGAGGCCGUUGCAAUGGAUUAAAAAUCACAUUCACUGAUAAAGGCAAAAAGGCAGACUGGAUACAGGGUAAAACUUGGGGGCUUCGCCUGUAUCGGACAGGCUAUGACCCCGCUACCACCUUCACCAUCAGGCUUCAAAUCGAUACCAUAUCCCCGGUCCCUGUAGGACCAAACCCUGUAUUGCCCAAACAGCGGCCCCCUGCCCGGCCCACUUUGAGCAUUUCCCCGCCUAAAAACCCUAAUGUUACCAUUGUUAGCCCCACCUUGGUUGAUGCCAUUCCCAAUGCCACCUUACUGCCCCAGCCAUGAACUGGGGAUAGGUUGAUUGAUUUGGUUCAGGGAGUUUAUCUAGCCCUAAAUGCUACAUACCCAGAAAAGACUCUGGGAUGCUGGCUUUGUCUUACCUCCAGCCCACCCUACUAUGAAGGAAUUGCCUUUCAAUCCGAGGCUAACAAUCUCACCUCUCCAAGCACUAAAUGUCAAACCAGACCCCAUAAGCUAACACUUGCUGAGGUCUCCGGACAGAGCUUCUGUUUGGGUAAAGUCCCAUCUACCCAUAGCCAUCUAUGUAACCAGACAUUGACACCAUAUAAAGGGAGUUAGUUAUUACUUAGAGGCACGUAACGGGUCCUACUGGGCCUGUAAUACUGGGCUGACCCCUUGUGUGUCUGCUCAGAUAUUUAAUGAGUCCCAUGAAUUUUGUGUGUCCAGUUAUGGCCUCGUGUCACUUACCACCAAGAGGACUCAAUCAUAAAAUUCUUUGAACAAAGGGGUAGAUAUACUCGUGAACCUGUAUCCAUGACUAUCGCUCUUUUGUUAGGUGUUGGAGGCAUUGCAGCCGGGAUUGGUACAGGGACAACCGCCCUCGUACAAGGCAAUCAUCUAACGCAACUACAGCUAGCCACGACUACCGAUUUAGAGGCCAUAGAAAAAUCUAUUUCUGCACUUGAGAAAUCCUUAACCUCGCUCUCUGAGGUGGUGUUGCAAAACAGGAGGGGUUUAGAUUUAUUGUUUUUAAAAGAGGGAGGGUUAUGUGCAGCAUUAAAAGAAGAAUGUUGCUUUUAUGCUGAUCAUACUGGCAUAGUUAGGGAAUCCAUGGAUAAGCUACGUGAAAGAUUAGCCCAAAGAAAAUGUGACUUUGAUAAUCAAAGGGGCUAGCUCGAUGGCUGGCUUCGCGAAUCCCCCUGGCUUUCCACCCUGCUCCCAACCAUCCUGGCUCCUUUAAUUGUUUUCAUCCUCCUCCUCACCUUUGGUCCCUGGGUUUUUCAGCGACUGACACAGUUUAUCAAAAAUCAAAUUGAUUCGGCCUUGACUAAAAGUAUUUCGGUACACUAUCAUUGACUAGAAACGCAUGACCAGGCCAGCAAGAGUUAUGACAGGCUCAGAUUUGGGGCCCUAUGACAAGCCCCCUCUACCUUUCCUCCCAUAGCUAGAAGGUACUCAAUGAUGGGAUUAUUAUGGGGCCUGGACCAGAUGCAACAGUGUACAGAGGUCGUCGAGACCAGCUCAACAAGGCACACUGCUUGAUCCGGGAUGCCCCCCAUAUAGCCUAAGACAGGGGCCUUCUCAGAGGAAUAUGGCCUUAAUUUAGAAAAGAGGGGGAAUUGUUGGGAGCCAUGAGCCCUGGCAAGAAGGGGGAUCUUGACCUUUUCUUGCUUCAUGCCUGGCUUGAGAGGAACAACCACAUCCUAGAACACACGGUAAAAACAUCUUUCGUAAAAACCCACAAGAUGUACUGUCAGAUAAAACUUCCUGGAACAGAUGGUUGUAUAAACCUGGGACCAAGGAAACCUUACCCUGACCCCGCUUAACUUCCCCUUUUCGAGCACCUGCAAAAGAAUAUAUAAACCCCACCCCUGCCUUCAAUAAACGAGACCUUGACGCG